CAGUUCCCCCCGUAGUUUCUUCGAGUGCUGUCCAUUCUGUUCCGUCUAGCACAGUUCCCCCUGUAGCUUCUUCGAGUGCUGUCCAUUCUGUUCCGUCUAGCACAGUUCCCCAUGUAGCUUCUUCGAGUGCUGUCCAUUCUGUUCCGUCUAGCACAGUUCCUGCUGCUGUUACCUCCAAGCCUCCCAUUCCACCAACACAUCGUGAUUCCUCGACAUCCAGCUCAGGUAUAAACAUCUCCAAAGCAAGUGAAAGACAUUCCAGUGACACCCUACCAACACUAACCUCAUCUCAGCACAAGGCACUGCCCACCUCCCAGAUCAGCUCAACCGCUCAGAAAAUAUCACCUGCCAGAAACAUAGCAUCAAAUAACCAAGAGCUUGACAAACUGGCCAAAGGAAUCAGCCGGGCCCUUGGGGAAGACGACUCUCCAUCCAAACACGUGGCCGCCAUCAUGUCUUCAAACGAUGAUGACUUCAGUGACGAUGAUGACAACGUAGCCAAUGGGUUUGAUGAUGUUUUAGACACAUACCGCCAAGACUUUAGGAAAGCCCAAUCUUCGGUCAGCAAUACCUCCACAUUGACUUUAGUCUCCUCAUCCACAGACCAGGGGAUUCAACCAAGCUCACUGGACAAAGGUUCCUCUGUGUCAGAUAGGUCCCUCGACACCCCCCACACCCCAGACUCUAAAAACAAUGACAGUGC
Messenger RNA from Lymnaea stagnalis (great pond snail), 703 nucleotides. The record is from the annotation of a GenBank genome assembly. Lineage: Eukaryota; Metazoa; Mollusca; Gastropoda; Lymnaeidae.